Messenger RNA from Tachysurus fulvidraco (yellow catfish), 7067 nucleotides. Its product is annotated as nuclear mitotic apparatus protein 1-like. The transcript has 22 exons. Gene Ontology annotation, biological process: establishment of mitotic spindle orientation. Gene Ontology annotation, cellular component: spindle pole; centrosome; spindle microtubule. Gene Ontology annotation, molecular function: microtubule binding. The coding region runs from base 25 to 6369 and encodes 2114 amino acids. The record is from RefSeq and is a predicted model, not a curated record. Lineage: Eukaryota; Metazoa; Chordata; Actinopteri; Siluriformes; Bagridae.
UUCUUUCAAGCAAGUCCAUAGAACAUGGGACGCCUAAGGAAAGGGCACGCACGGAGGAGGUCCGAUGUAUGGGCAGAAGCGGGAGGCAAAGAGAACAUCGUACAUCAGUUUUUAAAAGCUGAUGUACUGAACAGGGACCUGGGUUAUUCUUCUAACCUUUGGUCAGACCUCUCCUGGAAGUUAUUUGACGAGGACUCCAAGAGGAAUCGGCACUGGUUGUGGGUCAUAUGGACUCAGAAUAGAAAUGGUGUUAAGGACCAAGUAGUCCUUAACAGUCCAUAUGACCCAACAGCACUGGAGCCCGGAGACAUGCCAGAAGGUGAGACAAAAGAAGUGAUGGCACUGCAUCCAUCCAAGGAAGACGCCCUUCUGGCAUGGCUCAACGGGCUGCAGCUGGACGAACCAGUGCAGAGAAUCCUACAGCUUCAGGAUGGAAUCCUGCUGCUCAAACUCGUCAAUAAACUGAAAGGAGAGGGGCCAAGCCAGGCCCCUGUUCACCUCCCGCAAGCAGAAAGGCUGUCCAUCAUCUCGGACUUCCUCCACAGCGUGUGUCCUGUUGAGUGCAACAUCCUCACACUGUCCAAGGGAAGGAUGCUGGAGUUGCAGCUCACCAAGGUUGUACUGCUCCUGUGUUACUAUGGACUUGCUAACAACAGUCUGGUUGUGGAGUUUGAAACUGAGCUGCAGAUGGUGGCCAUGUUGCGUUCCGUUCAGCAAAAAGCGAGUGGUCUGUGUCUGUGUGAAGAUCUGGACAAACUCCUCACCACGAGCUCGCUGAUCUACACCUCGUCCGUGAGCAGUACGUCCUCUGUCAGCGAGGACGGCUCGCCCUCUUUCCCCCAGGCACGCAGCUCUCCGCUCGUCAGCUUUGCGGAGCUGGACACUGUGGCCUCCAGCUCGUUUGUGGGCUCAACUCUACAGGAGCUGAUGAGUACGCCUCAGGUGCAGGUGAAGCGGCUGCGUAAGGAGUUAGCGCACGAAGGAGAUGUGCAAGACGAGCUGGAAGGAGAGCUAGCCGAGCGAAUCGCUCUCCUCUCGGCGAAAGAGGGGCAGGCGAGUCAGCUUCAGCACAGGCUGCAGCGCUUGCAGAGGGAUCAGGAGGAGAUGGAGAAGGAGCACAAAGCUACACUGACCGAGCUGCAGCAGAAGAACGAAGGACUCCUCACACGGGUACACACGGUCUUAAAGCAGUGUCGAGACCUUAAAACGGACAACAGCCAGAAAGAAAGACAACUCGACGAGCUGAUGGAGGAGAACGGAACUCUCGCAGCACAGGUGAGAAACUCCUUCGCCCAGCUCGCAAGGGCCGAGGAGGAAGUCGCUAAAAUAACAGAAGCUCACAAUUCAUCCCAGACCGAGUGGGGGAACAGGAGGGACUUGCUGCAGAGAGAGCUAAGCCAGGCCAUCACUGACAGGGAAUGUCUUUCUGAGCAAAUUCAGAUCUCACAAGGAAAGAUCUCCGUCUUGGAGGACGAACUCGCCAAACUUUCCCAGCAGCCCCAAGAAAAAGGUGAAGUCCUGGGGCCGAUUGUAGAGCAGGAGAAACUGAAGCAGGAACUCACAGACUUGACUCAAAAACUUUCCAAACUUGAAGAAACCAUUUCCCUCCUCAAGAAGGAGAAAAUGUCACUCAGAGCACUAUUAGCAGAGGAGAGAAGCUCCUUUGAAAAGGAAACCCUCCGCUUGGAGGGACGCAUUUCAGAUCUUCAGCAGUCGAUAAAGAACAUGCAAGCAGAGAAAGAUGCUCAGGAACAAGCCUCAAGGACCACACAAGAAACUCUUACCUCCCAGAUAGCAGCUUUGGAGACCGAUCUGGCGCAUCUUCAGCAGCUUGAAGUUCAUAUAACGGCAGAGAUCGCUACAUCCGCAGAACUGCGCCAGCAACGUGGGAUGCUGGAGGCUAAAGUCACCUCCUUGGAUGAUAUGGUUAAUAUGCUGGAGGCAGAAAACGCAACACGGCAGGAAGUUCUUAAUGCCAUCAGGGCCGACCUGCAAAACGCCCAGAUUUCUCUCGUGGAAUAUGAAAAAACGUUGGCAGACCAUCAAAAAGUGGUAGAAGAGAACGCUUCGCUCCGAGCCAGAAUCUCUGUGCUGGACGACACCAUCACAAAUCUGCAAACCGAGAUCGACGCACAGAGAAAAAGAGGCGACGAGCUUCUCACAGCAAACGAGCAGCAGAAAGCUUUGAUGGAGGAAAAGUUUCAAAAGCAGGAGCAAAAAGCGCACGAGAUGUUUGCAGAGCUAGAGACUCUCAGCCAAGAGCUUCACAGAAUGAAGCAUCAGAAGCUUGAAGCCAAGUCGUGCGUCGAGAGGUUAGUCCAAGAAGGAGCGGACCUUAAAGCAAUUCUAGCAGAACAGCAAGAUCGAGGCCAAUCGCAACUGAUUCUAGUAACCAAGGCCAAAGAUGCGAGGGAGAUGGAACUGCAGCAAAUUAUUACAGAUCAUCAAAACGAAAUAUCAGAGUUACAAACGAACAUCGAGGGAACUGAACUAACGGUGCUGAAAGAAAAAAAUAUUUCUAAAGACGGAGAACUCCGCAUACAGCAAAAGGAACUGUCUGACCUUCAAUAUAAGGCAGACGAUUUGCAAAGACAGCUCUCGGAGGUAGAAGGACUUUCACAACAUUUGAGUCAGGACGUGGUCUCCAAAGACAGGGAAGUUCAACACGUCAAGGCAGAGCUUGAACAGAGGGAAGGAGAGAUCCAGACCCUUAAGGUCAACCUUCAGUCUCUUGAAGCGAAGUCCAGUGAAAUGCGUGACCUUCACCAGAAGGAAAUCGAAAAGCAGACGCUCGCCAUCAUGGAGCUGAAGCUACAACUUUCCGAAGCUGAGAAACUCAUCUCGGAGAAAGUUCAAUCUCUGCAAGCUCUCGCCCAGGAGUUGAAGGGUUUAAAGGAAGAGCUUUCCAUCGAAAGGCAGAGAGUCGUUACGUUGAGACUGGAGGUUACACAACUGCAGCAGGAGAUUGAUGGACAUUUGAAGAAGUUGGAGGAGUCAUUAAACAAGAGUAAUUCCCUCAAAGAGGAAUUGUCAUGGCAACAAUAUCUAGCGUUCCAGAGAGAAAGUGAGGUUUCUGUUUUAGCAGCACGAAACAAAUCUCUGGAGGAAGACUUUGCUCAACUUCAGAAUAAGUUAGCAGAGGCCAUAACUCUAGCUACUAAACUGCAAACUGACUUACUCAAGCUUCAAGAGGAGGUCCAGCAUCAAGAGAACCUCAGAGCAAAAGUUCAGGAAGUCGAGAAGGCUCAAUGUAAAGAGCUUCAACGAGAGGUCACCGAACUUCAGGCUCGAGUUCAGAAGCUUACCAGUCUUGCUUCUGAGAGAGAAAUGCAGCUCGGUGCUCUUAAUGAAAAGAUGAAAGAACAAGAAGAAUACAAUCAGAAACGCCUUCAAAAAUCCGACGAGACCCUUCAGAAAGAACUCGAGAAUGUUGUAGACUUGAAGGGGCAGCUAGAGUCUGCCAAGAAUCAGACUGCAGUGAAAAAUGAACUUUUGGAGUCAACAGAAGAAAAGCUUAAACAAAUGGAGCUCAUGUACCAACAGAAAGUAUCCCUCAUUAGUGAAACCUGUCAGGCCAAGGAAGCUUUAGAAAGAAGAGUGAAUGAGCUUUGCAGUAAGCAGAAGCAAGAUCUGGAUACGUUCCAGCAAGGUUUAGAAACCUUGGAAAAGGAAAAGGAACAUCUGUCUUUGAUUAAUGAAUCUCUCCAGAGUGAAUGCCUGGCCUUGCAGACAAAGAGCAAGGAGCAACAGGAUACGUCAAAUGCUUUUAAGGCUGACCUGCAAAGCACCCAAGACAGAUACGAGAGAGAUAUAGAAGCCCUAAAGAAGGAGACGGAGCUUCUCCAGGAUAAGUGUUGGAGCUUGCAGACCGAGAACAAGGGGCAGGAAGAGGCCCUGAAUACUCUGACGGCUAAUCUUCAGAAAACUCAAGAUAGGUAUCAGAAAGAUGUCGAGAUCAUGAAAAAAGAGAACGAACAUCUCUCUUCAGUAAACCAGUCUCUCCAGAUCGAGUGCCAAACCUUGCGGGCAAAGGAAACAAUACAACAGGAGGAGUUUAGUGCCCUCAAGGCUGACCUGCAAGAAAACAAAGAGAAAUUUGAAAAAGAUAUGGAGAUCUUGAAGAAUGAGAGAGAUCAACUUUCUUCAGUGAACCAGUCCCUUCUUAAAGACCUCGAGGCAGCCCAGAAAGUGGGAGCAGAACUGGUCUCCGUCAAAGAAGUCACUCAACAGCGUGAACACGAGCUUGAAAAUCAAGUAAAGGAAAUCCAGGUGAAGAUUAAAGAAAUUUCCUCACUGGCUGAAGAAAGAGAGGCCGAAAUAAGAAAUCUUCACUCUGAAGUAAAGCAGCAAGAAGUUUCAAGGCUUCGUGCCGAAGAAUCUGAGAAGGCUUCAAGAGCUGAACUGGAGGCAAAGGUGGUUCAGCUUCAAGUCCAGUGUGAAGAAGCCUGUAAAUGUUCAUCUGAGAGAGAUUCAGAGCUGAGUCUGCUUCGAGAUCAGUAUAAAGAGUCUGAGAAGCAGAAGCAAGAUGCCUGUCAGGCUAACACAGUCUUGGAGAACAUCGUUUCUGAACUGCGCCUCAAGCAAAAACAAAAGAUUGAGGAAUACCUUCAGCAGCUGGACGCCUCGGCGGAGGAGAAAGAUGCGCUUACGACAACCCUCCGGACGGACAGGAAGGCACAACAGGAGGCUCUGGAUGACCUACAGAGUGCUUUGCAGCAGGACGUGAAGACCCUGCAAAAAGAAAAGGAGCACCUGUCUUUCAUUAAUCAGUCACUUCAGAGGGAGUGUGAUGCCUCCCAGAGACUUGGAGCAGAGUUGGAUUUGAAGCUGAAAGGGCAGAUCGAAUCCUUCAGGGCUAUAAAAGAGGCUCUCCAAAAGAAAGAGAUGCAGAACCAAGAACUUCUGGAGCAGCUCAAGGCGAAGGCUGAAACAGUGGAGCACUACAAAGUCCAGGUAGAAAAAGCAAAAACUCAUUACAUCGGUAAAAAACAGCAACUCCUGGAGGGGCAGAAAGCAUGUCGGACCCUUCAGGCCUCUUUGGAAACGAGUGAGCGUGAAGGAAAAGCCUUGAAGGCUGAGCUUAAAGUGGUCUCCAUGGAGCUGGGGAAUAGCAAGGCAUCAGAGAAGAGAUUGAUGGCACAGAUAAAGAGCCUGGAGACUCGGUUGGCUUAUGCAGAUCAUCAGAUAAGAGAACAGAGAAAGCAGGGAGAACAAAGUGUCCCGAUGCAACACAGAGAAAAUCCCAGAAGUCAUCAGGCCAUCAACGGUAGUUCGGACAGCCUGGAGCUCGACCUGGACGAUUCUUUGAAUGCUGUUGGCAGUAAACAGUCCGUACCUGGUGAGUCCAGCACUCCUUCGGUCCGAAGUUCAGAGCGACUAGCAGCAAAAAGGCACACACAAGGCGAAGGCUCACUAGAGACCCUGUACUUCACUCCCAUGACGCAAGAAAGGGGCAAGAAACGUAAAGACGCCUUCCAGGACCACAAGCUAGAAAGCAGCAUCAGUUCACUUGGAGAGUUAACUCUUGAUUCGACGAGGAAGCCGAGCUCUUCGGUCCGGAGGCGACGCACCACGCAAGUCAUCAACAUCACUAUGACCAAGAAAACUCCCCUCGGUGGCAGCGGUGCUGCAGACGCCGACGAGUCUUUCUUCAGCCUGCACUCGGCUCAGUCGCAGCCCAAUCUGGUCUCACACAAAGCUCACCCAGUGUCUGAGAUCUUCGAGGAUCCCAACAAACUUCUCAGCCUUCCUGGGUAUCGCUGCAGCAAUGCGCAUGUCAGCGUUCUUCCACGAGCCCCGAGCACGUUCGGUAUAGGAUCCGAAUACGAGCCGGACCACUUCUCUGACUGGAUGAGGAUCGCAGAGCUACAGUCGCGGAAUAAAUCCUGUUUACCUCAUCUGAAGAGCAGCUACCCAUUGGAGUCCAGGCCCAGCCUGGGUUUCUCGCACCUCCCUGUGACUGACGAGGACGUUCGUACCGGCGACCCCACCGAGACCAUUCACCGUGCCUCAACCAUCCUGUCUCAGCUCAAGGACUCCAUUGCUAAUCACCGCCUCUCACUGGCUCCGCCUGCUGUAGCUGCUCACAGCCAGCGGGCAACCCCGGUUGCCAAAGCACGGGAAGUGCGAUCCACACGCAGCCUGCUGGCCCCUAAACGGCCUGCAGGGCAAGUUCAAGACCUUGACACACCCGAGGCAAAGAAGUUAGCCAGCUGCUUCCCUCAAACUCCUAAAGGCAGAAACCUUCGAUCUACCAACUCGCAGAACAUCGCACCCUCUCCGUUAGUCAAAGAUGAGGAUGAAGAUGUGAGACCGCACUCUUCCUCGUCCUCUAAACAACGUGCAAUAGAAACAAUGUCAGGAUACUGAAUGUUUUAAUCCUGAAUGUUUGGUUGUGGAUUUCUCUCUCUCUCCCCUCACCUGGCAUUCUAUUAUUUUUCUAUAUCUUGAAUCAGAGGAAUUGAAACUUCAUGGCACUUACUGCUCUCAUCUCAUUGCCUGGAUUUUUCACUGUGUGUUUGUUAUUGCAGAGACCAAAGAUGAUGUUUUGGAAAAAUCACUACAUUCUUUUUUUUUUUCCUUUCUGUCGUCAAAAUCUAUUGCCUUAUCGACUGCUGUUUUUUUAAAUCCUGUGUCCCAAAGGAAGUAACAGACAUCACUGCUUACAUAAGGCAGCCUCUGACCACGGUCUCUUCCACCAUGUGUCUCAUGGUACAUUGUAAACUUGGUUAUAACCCUAACCCGGUACAUCGUUAGAUUUACCAGCAGCUUUAAAUCAUAAAAUUCGGUGAACAGGCUCGCACGAGUUUGAUUAUUCUAUCACAGUUAUUACCACAGGGCUGUACAUAUUCAGUAAAAUUUUGUAUUUGUCGUCUUUCCGUGUGCAUUUUUAAAUGCUUCCAGUUUUCCUGUUCGAUCAAAACUUGUAUAUGUAUAAAUUAUGCCUUUUUCUAUUUCAUCUGUUAUUUUUAAACGUUUGUCCUUUUAUGUUUUCCUAUUCUUUGCUUCAUUUUCACUUUUAAAUUUUCAUGUGCAGAAAUUAAACUCAACUAUGCAUUAUUUUAAAA